This is a messenger RNA of Carassius auratus (goldfish), 3648 nucleotides long. RefSeq names its product cytosolic 5'-nucleotidase 1A-like. The transcript has 3 exons. Gene Ontology annotation, biological process: nucleotide metabolic process; adenosine metabolic process. The coding region runs from base 1822 to 2463 and encodes 213 amino acids. Gene Ontology annotation, cellular component: cytosol; cytoplasm. Lineage: Eukaryota; Metazoa; Chordata; Actinopteri; Cypriniformes; Cyprinidae. Gene Ontology annotation, molecular function: magnesium ion binding; 5'-nucleotidase activity; nucleotide binding. The record is from RefSeq and is a predicted model, not a curated record.
CAGCUUUAAUUAUUAUUAUUAUUGUUCUGACAUUUGAUUAUUCUAGUUAACUCUUACUCGUUCAUUAGGAAUCCAUGUGGCUCAGGGUGUAUCAUGCUGGCCAAUGUAUACAUGUACCCCACAAUCACAAACUCUCCAAUCUGAUCAUUAGACAUAGGUUAUGACUAACUAUUUAAGGAGAUGAUACAGAGUGAUGAAGCCAAUCAGCAGAUAUGGGGAUUGUUAGGAGGCCAUGAUGGUCAGAGGCCAAUAGUUGAAUUUUUGAAAGACAUCCUGGGAUUUUUAAUGACCACAGAGAGUCAGGACCUCGGUUUAACGUCCAAUCCAAAGGACGGUGCUUGUUGUCAGUAUAGUGUCCCCAUCACUACAUUGGGGUCCUAGGAUCCACACAACCUAGGUUUCCAAGGAGGUCUCCCAUCCAGGUACUGACCAGGCUCAGCCCUGCUUAGCUUCAGUGGGAAACCGGUCUUGGGCUCCAGGAUGAUAUGGCUACACACAUGUGAGUCACAUUAAGUUUGUGAGGAAGGAGGUUUUCUGCAUCUCCACUCUAGACUGUGGGGUGUCUCGAAGAUGCCUGUGUAUGUUUGUAUUUUCUGUUUCUCAGGAGAUCAAUGUAUCUGAGUUUCUUUUAUCCUUACACGUCUCCUACUGCAUUUAGCAGUUUCAUUUUUAAGUGAUAAAUUAGCUACAAAAGAAGAAAAUGGAAGCAAUCAAAAUCAACAAAAGAGCAAUGAAAGAGCAAUGAAUAUACUCUCAGUUCGCCUAACGCAGUACACGAAGCAAGGUUGUUUUUAAAUUAAUAAAUAAAAAGAAAACAAAUAGAAUACAAAAGAAUAGAGAAACUAGUGUUUUUUUUAAAUAAUAGAAUUAGAGUAGAAUAGAAUUACAAUAGAGAGUUCUAGAGGUAGAGGGUCAUGUAAGAGUAACCAGGAUGCUGAUGGGGGUUUAUUUUACUAUAGGUCUACUGAUCAGAUGACUGUACUAUCCCUUCUUCCACUCCUGGGCAAACUCGGCUUGACAUUUCAUGUAAAUCAAACCUGCUGCUGAUGUCUCACUGAGCUGGCACCCAUGUGUCAAAGGCUAAAAGGAGCACAUUACCCCAACAUUUCCCAGUAGUCUAAGCUUUCCAUCUGUUAAACAGUUCAUAACCGAGGUGUCAAAAUAGUGAAAUCUUCUAAAUGAACACUGUGACCUUUAAACUGUUUAAAUAACUUGAGGAAAACCUCUUUUCUUUUCUAACGGCUAUUCAUGAAAAAUUAUUUAUUGAUAAAUGAGCAAAUACCACGUUUGAUAAAUGUAUUUAAAUGUAUGCUCACGUGAAAGAUAGACUCCAGUCAUAUAAAAGCUGUUUUAUAUUAUAUGGAAAAAAAGAGCAACCAUUUUGAGAUCUGGUGAUAAACACAAACACACCACUAGGUGUCCCUAUAAACCACAGACUGCCAAAUCAGCCACAUUUAUAUUUAUAGAUCAACUCUCUUUUUUAAUUACACAUACCUUCUCAAAACGCACCCUUAUGGGCAAAUAAAGUACAGAGGUGUACCUUUUGAAGUGUACUGCCUCAGAACAGCUUUUGUAAACAAAUAAAAAAAUAAAAAUAAAAUUGAAAGUGUAUUCUAAAAAAAAAAAAAAUCCCUGGGUGCUGGAUAUGGUAAUAACUGUUCAAAUAUGUAACACUAGCUUGAAUGCAAUGUAAGUUGCUUUGGAUAAAAGGGUCUGCCACAUGCAUGAAUGUAAAUGUAAUAGUAUCUGGCUCUCAUGAAAUGUUAAUUGCUGUUUAAUAUUCUUCUCUUGUCCCCAGAUCUAUUCAUUGAGCGGUUCUGCAUGACAGGAGGAAGCAGCCCUAUUGGGUACCUGAAAGCAUGGCAUACGAACUUGUAUUUGUCUGCUGAUGCUGAAAAGGUUCGGGAAGCCCUCUCUGAAGGAAUUGCAGCUGCCACUAUGUUUAUGUCAGAAAAACAAAUCGAGGUGUCUGAGACCCAGCUGAGAGUGGCAUUUGACGGCGACGCUGUUCUUUUCUCUGAUGAGUCUGAGCGUAUCUUUAAAGCCCACGGCCUGGACAAGUUCUUCGAGCAUGAGAGGGAAAAUGAAAACAGAUUGCUAGACCAUGGACCACUGAAGGGUUUCCUGGAAGUGCUCGGGAAGCUUCAGAAGAAAUUCUAUGCUAAAGGCCACCGUCUGGACUGUCCCAUCCGCACCUACCUUGUGACGGCUCGCAGCGCAGCCAGCUCAGGCAUCCGUGCCUUAAAGACUCUCCGUGCCUGGGGACUGGAGAUGGACGAGGCUCUUUUCCUGGCCGGGGCACCAAAAGGCCCCAUGCUGGAGAAAAUCCGGCCCCACAUCUACUUUGAUGACCAGAUGUUUCACGUGGAGGGUGCUGCAGAGAUGGGUGCCAUUGCCGCCCAUGUGCCCUAUGGGAUUGCACAGAAAUUUCCUCAUAUUAAAAGCGUCAAUGCAGGAAAAUAACAAAGGGGAAAAUAUAAAGAGGCGCAUUAUGUUCUUAUUUUGGAAGCGACGUUCAAGUUGCAGAUAUCUUUAUUUUGUAAACUCGGUUGUGCACUCAUUGGAUCAGGACCUCAGUAUUCUCUCUUCCUUUUUCUGUGACCUAUGCAAGGACAGACACAACAUUUCACCAGUUAAAGAUUCAACCCAGUAUUCAUCUUCUGCACUGCCUCAACACCAGUAAUUCUGUACAUUUCUUAGCGAUGGUUUGUCGAAUUAUAUGUGACAUCAACUUACUGUUAAAUUGAAUGUGUGCUGCUAUUCUUAUAUGUAAAGUGAAUAUGUGAAGUGACAAAGGGAAAGGAGUGAUACUGAAAUGGUGUGUUUUAAACUGCACUGUGUAAUUCAGCAAUGGACUUUGAAGGGUGUUCUUGUUUUUUGCUGUAGAUGGUGUUGUGUUAGCAAAACUACCGUAUUUUUCUAUGUAAUCUAACGUAUGUGGUCAUCUAUAAUGGAAGGAGAGUUAGUCUGUAAUAUAAUGUUCAAAAUUGAAAAGAAGCCAUAAUAUUUUACAUAUGAGAAGAUGAAAUACCCAGAAUCUAUAGAGAGCCAUGAGUAGUGAAUUAUAUAUUUCAUCUUUACACUGUACUUUUUUCGUUUUUCUCAUCUGCAUUUUAUAUACACUACUGUUGCAUACUGUAUACUGUAAGUUUCGUAAUUAGAGUUAGUAAUAUAUUUUGAAAGAAAUUCUUAAUUUUAUUAAGCAAGGAUGCAUUAGUUUCCACAAAAAUAUUAAGCAGCACAAAUUUUUUUCAAUAUUGAAAAUAAUCAAUGUUUCUUGAGUAGUGAAUCAGCAUUUCAGGAUCACAUGACACUGAAUACUGGAGUAAUGAUGCUGAAAAAUUAGUUUUGCAUCACAGGAAUAAAUUAAAUUUUAAAUGAAAAUAGAAAACAGUUUUUUGUAUCGUAAUAAUAUUUUAAAAGAUUAUGUUUUAAUGUAUUUCUGAUCAAAUAAAUUCAGCCUUGAUGAGCAUAAAAGAUAAAAAAUGUAUAGAAACAAAACCGUGCAGUAUUUGUACUGAGCUUCAUUACCUGCCACUCUUUCUCUGCAGAUACACUUGUCACGCAGUUAAUGUCAUUUCUUGUUUACACACAAUCUUUGGCUUGACAUCUAGCACACAAAUAAAAGUUUUCAUCAUAAUGCUUCAA